UACUCCCUUGGAUCUGAGCUGGACCCUUGCAUCCGGCGUCUACACUGCUGCUGAAGAGAUCUUCUCACCGUGCACAUUCAAGGAUAUCUCUAUGGUCAGCGUUCCAACAGCCUCACCCUCGGCAUCCAGCAGCUCCUCUCAGUGCCGGUCCAGCAUGUGUCAAUCACGCUACCUCCUCUUUUUGGCCACCCUUGCCCUCCUAAACCACCUCAGUUUGGCCAGGGUCAUUCCAGGCUCUGGACCUGCCAGGUGUCUUAGCCAGUCCCGAAACCUGCUGAAGACCACAGAUGACAUGGUGAAGACGGCCAGAGAAAAACUGAAACAUUAUUCCUGCACUGCUGAAGACAUUGAUCAUGAAGACAUCACACGGGACCAAACCAGCACACUGGAGACCUGUUUACCACUGGAACUACACAAGAACGAGAGUUGCCUGGCUACUAGAGAGACUUCUUCCACAACAAGAGGGAGCUGCCUGCCCCCACAGAAGACGUCUUUGAUGAUGACCCUGUGCCUUGGUAGCAUCUAUGAGGACUUGAAGAUGUACCAGACGGAGUUCCAGGCCAUCAGCGCAGCACUUCAGAAUCACAACCAUCAGCAGAUCAUUCUGGACAAGAGCAUGCUGGUGGCCAUCGAUGAGCUGAUGCAGUCUCUGAAUCAUAACGGCGAGGCUCUGCGCCAGAAACCUCCGGUGGGAGAAGCAGAUCCUUACAGAGUGAAGAUGAAGCUCUGCAUCCUGCUUCAUGCCUUCAGCACCCGCGUCGUGACCAUCAGCAGGGUGAUGAACUACCUGAGCUCUGCCUGAAAGGCUCAAGGCCCUCUGCCACAGCGCCCUCCUCACACAGAUAGGAAACAAAGAAAGAUUCAUAAGAGUCAGGUGGCCUUGGCCUGGUGGGCCUUAAGCUCCUUCAGGAAUCUGUUCUCCCAUCACAUUCUCGUAUCCCCACAGGUGGCGCAGCUACCUCAGCAUGGUCCCCUCCAUCGCUUCUCUCAUAUUCACUAUACAAGUUGUUUGUAAGUUUUCAUCAAAAUAUUGUUAAGGGGCAAAGACGUCCUCCCUCAAUGUGUUAGCAGAAGAGCAAGAACUGAUAAGCUAUUGUUUUUGUGCCAAAGUGUUUACAAAAACACUCAGUCACCCCUUAUUUAAAAGUAUUUAUUGCUAUAUUUUAUACUCAUGAAAGUACAUGAGCCUAUUUAUAUUUAUUUAUUUUCUAUUUAUUAUAAUAUUUCUUAUCAGAUGAAUUUGAAACAUACCUUAUUUUGUGGUUCUAAUAAAAUAAUGUUAUCACUUCACA
Mus caroli (Ryukyu mouse) is the source of this 1292-nucleotide messenger RNA. It is a transcript of the gene Il12a, whose product is annotated as interleukin 12A. Lineage: Eukaryota; Metazoa; Chordata; Mammalia; Rodentia; Muridae. Gene Ontology annotation, biological process: immune response. Gene Ontology annotation, cellular component: extracellular region. The record is from RefSeq and is a predicted model, not a curated record. Gene Ontology annotation, molecular function: growth factor activity; interleukin-12 receptor binding.